Molecule: messenger RNA, 2599 nt
Organism: Hydractinia symbiolongicarpus
Lineage: Eukaryota; Metazoa; Cnidaria; Hydrozoa; Anthoathecata; Hydractiniidae
Product: contactin-4-like
Exons: 8
Coding region: 561-2108 (515 amino acids)
Biological process (GO): cell adhesion; axon guidance
Cellular component (GO): plasma membrane
Molecular function (GO): protein binding
Source: RefSeq, a predicted model, not a curated record
GUUUAAAAGGUUUUUGAACACGAGUAGUAUACGCAAAUGUGACAGUAAAACAAGAAUUAAUUUAUUUUGUCAUAUAUAUUUUCUGCAGCUACAUUUGGUAACAGAGGGUUGUCUUGAGUAAGAGUGCUUAGAAGAAAAGAGAUUUUAAGAGAGGAAGAAAGAAGAGAAGAGAAAGAAAAAAGCAGAAUAGCAAAGUUUGGUUUUUGGUGUUUCUACUGCUGCAAUAUAUAUUAUACGCAAUUUUGUACAAUUGCAGAAAAAGUUAACUCCAAAAUUUUUUUAUAUUUGCUUAACCUAGUGUAUAAAAUCACGCAAAAGUUAGUUCCUGAAUGUUGUCUUUUCAUUGUGAACUUAGUGUUUUGCCCCGAAGAAUUUUUUUACUUUAGUGGAUUCGUUUUAUGUUGGGCCGCACAUCAAUAAUGACGUAAAGAAGUUCAAAGCAGAAACUUAAAGAUUACGUAUAGCUCAAAGCAGACGCUGAAAGCAAUGGAUAUGGAAAGCUGAGAAGGCGACGAGAUGUCAAUGCAACAGGUGCUUCUGAUCUUGAAAAUCUGUUUGGUAUGAUCAAGAGAAAAGAAAAUAUAGACUCAAUCUAUGAAGAACUAACCAAGAUCGUACAAAACAUCUUUCUUGCGCUUCCAGAGGAACAAAUAUGCAAGACUGUGGCGAAAUGUAACUGCACAAGCCAACCUGGACCGAUGGGUCCGUCAGGUCCACCAGGUCCUCCAGGACCACCAGGUAAAGAAGGAGAAAGAGGACUUGGCUUGUUUUUUCCAAGACUCCAAGAAAAAGAUUUGUAUCCUGUAGCCAAUGAAAGUGAUGACAAAAUUCUAAAAUGUCAAUUCUUUGGAAACCCUAUACCGGCUGUAAGAUGGGAGCACCAUUUCACAAACACAAAUGUGACCAUUGAGACUGAUCCUCACGAAUCGUUUAUUUCAUCAUAUUUACAUGUCAAAAACAUCACGUGGGAUGAUCGUGGCAACGUCACCUGUAUCGCUGAGAGUAUCUUAGGAGAUGCAAAUGCUACUGGUUACCUUACUGUGCAUGCUGCUCCUAUUAUACAUCUACCAAAUGGUCCAAUUUAUGCAAAUCUUCGCUCCAACUUUAAAUUUCCUGAAUGUAAAGUAGUUUCAAACCCACAAUCUAAAAUAACAUGGAAACGAGGAUAUGGAAAACUACCUGCUGGACGACAUCAGACAGACGAAGGUUUGCUAGAAAUUUUCAAUGUGCGUGUUGAAGAUGAAGGCUAUUACGUUUGCGAAGCAGAAAAUUAUUUAGGUAAAGCCAUACAAAGCAUACAGUUAAAAUCGAGACCAUUGCAAUUCACCAAAAAGCCAGCAUUCCUUUCCGAAGUAGUCACUUCAUCAAAAGUUAUUAAUUGUUCUGCUUUGGGUACACCGAAAAACAUGUCUGGCAAAGUCAUGCUUCUUGAUGACAAGAAAGAAAUUCCAGUCACCGUAUCCACAACCGAGACUUCCUUUACGCUGACUGCAGAAAUUACGAAACCUGGCAUUUAUAAGUGCGUUAUUCAAGAAUUUGAACAGAUCAUUGAAAGCAGUUUCAGCAUCAAAUUCUUUACGUUACCUUCUUCGAUUUUAACAAAGAAGCAGUCAGAAGUUCUUGCAGGAUGGCUGAAGGAGGAAGAGGCGUUUGGCAAAUAUGCGUUGUGUUGGAAGGGAACAAGAGAUAACUGGAAAGCCUCCACGUUUCAUACUCUUUGUGAUUACAAAUCGCAUACCGUUACCAUCUUUAAUUACUCUAACGGGUGGAAAAUCUUUGGAGGAUAUUCCGACAUUGCAUGGAGCUCUUCUUCAACUUCCCUAACCAGCUCAAAAGCUUUCCUCUUCAGUUUAAGUCUCCAGACGAAGAAAACUCUGAUCAAAAGUGGAUCACAAUCGAUUUGCUAUUCCCGCAGCUACGGACCCUGUUUUGGACGGGACGAAUUAAGAGUCGGAACUAAGAAAUCCAUCUAUGGAACUUACUAUGACGAUGCAACUAAAAUCAAUUACUUUAAACGUAAUUUGGGUAAAAGCUUUAAUGUAACUGAAAGUAUUCCAAGUAGAGAUCAACUGACAGAGUUGGAAGUGUUUUACAGGGUAUUUAACUGAUUGAUAUAAAACAUCUUGUGCAUCUUAACCCAUUAGACUCCGUAGCUUUUUUUUGACUACCUGUUCCCUCUACGUUGGUGAACGUAAGCAUUAACGGAGAGAAAGUUUGAUUUUCUUUCGUAUCUUGAUAUCUCAAAAUUAAAUCAUCACGCUAUGGCUAGUAUGUGGCAUGUCAGCAUCUUUUCCUUGCUGCGACGCCGAUUUGCUUCCUUUCGAGUCUAAUGGUUAAAUGCAACCUUUAUUUUGUUAUAGUAUAAGAUUUCCACAAUUCUUAUUGAUUUUUUAUAUACUUUUUUAAUUAAAUACUUUGUAAGGUCUCAGAAAAUUAGUGUGAUUGGUACAAUAAUGAUGAUGUGUUCAAAUCAUGUAAAAAUUGAUAAUGAUUCUUUGAUGGUUUGUUUUUUAAAUUCCGAAUAGAAAUUUUGUUUAUUGUAGUUUAUAUUAGAAAUUAUAACAAAUGACACUGUUACUGAAAAAUCUAUUAUCUUGAA